Ostertagia ostertagi is the source of this 888-nucleotide messenger RNA. Lineage: Eukaryota; Metazoa; Nematoda; Chromadorea; Rhabditida; Trichostrongylidae. The record is from the annotation of a GenBank genome assembly.
AUGCAUUCCUCCGAUAGCAUCGACGAAAAGAAACUGUGGCAUGAGGCGGAAGGUCUCCGUCGCAUCGCCUUCUUCGGGAUCUGCAUCAGUACGGUUGCCACUCUGACGGCCAUCGUUGCUAUCCCGGCGCUGUACAACUACAUGCAACAUGUGCAGUCCUCCCUUCAGACAGAAGUCGAGUUCUGUAAACACCGAACAAAUGGACUGUUCAGCCAGUACGAGCGCAUGCAAAGGAUAAAGGGUGUUAGAGGAGGAAUCGUGAAACGUCAAGCCGGAUAUGAUGCACCAAGCGAAUACCCGUCCGAUGCCGGAGUGCAUGGCGACUCAUCCCAGCAGGGCGGUGGUGGUGGCUGCUGCAGCUGCAAAUCAGGACUUGCUGGACCACCUGGUCCUCCUGGUCUUGAUGGCCCAGAUGGAAAAGAUGGCCAGCCUGGAUCCAACGGAGAGCCUGGCGCUGAUGCUGCUCCCGAUGCAGUCCCCACUGCCGACGAUUUCUGCUUUGACUGCCCUGCUGGACCUCCCGGACCACCAGGAAACGCAGGUCCCAAAGGACCCAAUGGAAACCCUGGUGCGCCCGGACAGCCCGGACCCGAUGGCCAACCUGGACAGCCUGGACCUCCUGGACCACCCGGAGUCGUUGAGGAAGUUGCCGUUCCCGAUGGACCAGCUGGACCCCCUGGACCACCCGGACCACCUGGACCCGAUGGACAGCCCGGAGCGCCUGGACAACCUGGACAAGAUGGACCUCAGGGACCACCCGGAGAUGCAGGACGUGAUGGAGCACCAGGAAACCCAGGAGCUCCCGGAGAACAAGGACCACUUGGAGACAGCGGUGCUGGAGGUGGUUGCGACCAUUGCCCUCCUCCCCGAACUGCCCCCGGAUAUUAA